Messenger RNA from Ictalurus furcatus (blue catfish), 691 nucleotides. Its product is annotated as protein TUNAR-like. Lineage: Eukaryota; Metazoa; Chordata; Actinopteri; Siluriformes; Ictaluridae. The transcript is spliced from 2 exons. The record is from RefSeq and is a predicted model, not a curated record. The coding region runs from base 274 to 531 and encodes 85 amino acids.
GCUCUCUUUUAAUUAUCUUUAACUCAGAUUUAUCUCACAAAAAGAAGAAGAAGAAGAAGAAGAAGAAGAAGAAGAAGAAGAAAUGAUGGGGAGAAGGACGCAAGCUGUGCUAUAGAAGCUGAUGACAGCUAAAUACAGAUACAAGUGAAAUGAAACAGGGCAGGAAAUUACAGAUCUGCCUCAGGAAGCAACCAAACACAGGGAUCCUGAAAGUGGACAACCUCUUUACAGAUACAGAAUGAGUGGAGUUAACUUGUGUUUUAGUUGCCUGGGAUGUCUUUACAAUCCAAGAAGGCAAUCCCCCCCAGCAUGCCCAAUGCUAUGUUCCUCCUGAUGCUGUGCAAGAUUGGUCUGAGAAGGCAACUGCAGACUACUCCAGAGAAAAUGGUAAACACUUCUCACGGUGAUGAGGAAAAAGGAAUUCAAGACCAGGAAAGCAAGGAGGAAACCAUUUUGGCCAUGCUAGGCAUUAUUGGGACUAUCCUCAACUUGGUUGUUAUCAUCUUCGUGUACAUCUACACAACGCUGUAAACUACAGUACUGCUGUGAGGAGCAGCAGUACAGAACGUCAUAAUGGGUCAUUCCAAAAUGUUCAGUCUGGGAAUUCACAUUACUAACUGCCAGAAAGAUCACAGACAUCUCAGACUGUAUGGACAAUACCACGUUUGUAUCCCCCAGAGGCUCAAAAGAA